Molecule: messenger RNA, 1531 nt
Organism: Pyrus x bretschneideri (Chinese white pear)
Lineage: Eukaryota; Viridiplantae; Streptophyta; Magnoliopsida; Rosales; Rosaceae
Exons: 1
Coding region: 249-1415 (388 amino acids)
Source: RefSeq, a predicted model, not a curated record
UAACAAAAUGUUUUGACAAAAAAAGGGUAAAUGGGCAUAAAGGCCCAAAAUUGGUUGGUUUCAGGCCCAAUAUUGGCUAAAACCCUAAUUCCUCUUUCGUGUCCGCGAACUAAAACCCUUCCUCCCUCAACCCUCUCUUUCGCUGCUCGACAGAAACUCUGCAGUCGGCACCUGUAACUUUUUUCCCAAUCUCUGCACUUUCCACCGCCGACGACGCCACACUUGGUAAGCUCUGUGAUUCUUCAGCCAUGUCGUUGCUCGAAGUCAUUGCGAGAGCCUCGGCCAAAUCCCAAACCCAAUCCGCCCCAUCAGACUACCCCAUUGUUCUUGACCCGGAACCUAUUUUUGAGAAUUUGAAACCCAAAUUCGACGAUCCAAAUGCCUCGGCAGCUGCAAUCCCAAUCGACGGAUGGAAAAUCUCACAAACCGACUCCGAGCUCAUCGAUUCGGGCAAGAAAUUCUUCACCAAGCUUCAAAAGAAGCUAAAAAACCCGACCAAUUUCACCAAAGUUGAGUUCUUGGGAAUCCUAAAUCCGUUUCUCGAGAACAUUUGGGAGAAAAAGAAAGCUGGGGAAUCGAUUGGGGUCGAUUCGUCGAAUGAUGGGUAUUCCCGGGUUUUGAUUGAGAAAGUUGGGAAUUUGAUUGGCAAGGAUGUUGCUGGUUUGGUUUUGGAUUCCUGUGUUGUUUUGGAGAUUUGGGAUUUGGUAGGUGCUUUGAUUGCAAAUGGGGUUUUCCCCAAUUCUUGUUAUCAGCAUUUGGUUCCGAAACUCGUUGCAAAGAGGAGGUCGGAACUGCUUUGUCUUUGUGUUAAGCAUGCUUCUGAUCUCGGGUCAUCGGAGUUGCUGCUGAUCUUGAAGUACUUCCUUGAUCCGCCUAAAGACAGUUAUGCUAGCUCCAUGGAUGUGAGGAAGGAAUGGGAGAGCCGGGCAUUGGCCGCAGCUCAGAAGGCCGGAGAUCAGAGUCUCUCGGACAAGAAAUUAAGAGUUGCGAAAGAUGCUGCGGUUUUGCUCAUGGUAGCGUAUGAUGGGUUCUCUUCUGCAGAACUCUGCCUGCAUUAUCUGUUGGCUUCGAAGAACCUCGAUGAGGUGAUGUUUUCGGCCGCGAUUCGUAAGCUGAGUGGGAAGGAGAUGAAGAGCUUGCUGCGGUAUUUGGGUAAGUGGCUGAAGAAGUAUGAGAGGUUUCCUCAGGCAUCAACAGCGUCGGGCUUGAAGGCUUGUGAUUGGGUUCCUAAGCUUGAAAAUGUUGUAAAAUGUAUCGGGUUGGUGCUGGACGAGAAUUAUUCCGCAUUUGUGUUGCAUCCGGAGUUUCACGAAGAGCUGAGAUCGAUAAACGAAGUGGUUUCUUCCUUGACCUUGGAAGCAAGGCCUUGCUGUUCUGUGGCCAAUGUGGCUGGUAAAUUGAUGGCUGAAAUUUGAGUGCAAAACUAGCUUCCAUCACUAUGUUUCAUCUUCUUUCUGAAUUGUUUUUGUGAAAUUGUAAUUUUUCUUACUGAAAUUGCAGUAUCUAUAAAGUUCUAAGUUUCGAAUGUUCA